This is a messenger RNA of Cladocopium goreaui, 555 nucleotides long. Lineage: Eukaryota; Dinophyceae; Suessiales; Symbiodiniaceae. The record is from the annotation of a GenBank genome assembly.
AUGUCAGCCAAGAAGAAAAGAAAAAACAGUUUACCUGCCAGCCAUGUUGUUGAAGAGACCCUGGGUUUGCACAGUGUGGCCGACGAAUCUCAGCGAAAGAUCCACAUCGCAACUUGCAGAGCAUUGAACCAAGAAGACAAGCAGGCUGACACGCAUGCGUGGAAAGCAAUUUCCGAAACAGUGCUCCCUGAGAUUUCUACCCUGUGGGGUUGCCUGCUGUUGUUGAUGGCACAUCAGUAUUGCUGCGUUUUUUGCAAAAACUACAUCAAAAGAGAUACGCAGAUUCCUGACUACAACGCGUACUUCAAAGACAUCUCGACCCCCGACUUUCGCUUGUUUGAUUUGCAGUCAGAGACGGAGAUCUUUGAGGUCAUAGAUCAACUUGUGAAUAUUGCAGGUGGUCUUUCGAAGAGCGCUCUGCAGAAGAAGGAGACGGCCAUGGGCUUCAACUACAACCCAGACGGGUUGUUGAGCGACCGGCUAGCUCGAGAAGCAUUGCCACCGAGCGCAUUUCUUCUGGACACCAUGCAUUUGUAUUUCAGCAACAGCAUCUGA